UCAAAAUCGGAUAAAUACUGUAGAAGGCAGCGUUGGGAUGCCAAAAGGAAUUGAUCUCAACACAACUUGUGAUAUCUCAAAUGUUAAUCGUUAAAUGGCGAUGAAGAAACCUUAAUUUUGUUAUAGUGGCAUGCAUGUGCUUAAUAGAAAGCAAAUCUCAGUCCAUUAAUCCGGGACAUUUAGGCGAUAUGUGCGGGUUGAUUUACCAAAUCCUACAACCUAUUCCCUACCCAAAAGGGGGUUGCCAGAGAUUAACAAACCCGAAAAACUCUACAACAAAACUUUCCUUUCUCUUUUACGUAAAAGCACGCCCACGCCGAUUAAUUCCACUAAUGUACUCGUUUACGCGAUAAUAUCGACCCCCCCACCCCCAAAGUAAAAGAAUCUUAAAUACAAUUUAAACGCGAGAAAGCUCAUCAAUUAUUCAAAUUCAAUUUCGUUCCCGGCAAUUAAUAACUCAAUUUCGAUUUUUCGGGCACGUAAGUCGAGGUGCUUUCCAGUCUCUUUUAGACUAAUGGCGUAAUGAAUCCAUUAAGGACGGGAAAAAGGGAGAUUAUCGGAUCAGCGUUUCGCUUCCGGCGGACCUUUCUGAGGUUAACCUCAGCCAUUUACCCUCAUAAAGCUCAGAAAUAUUGUUGGGGCGAUGUAGCGUGUUUUGCGUAAACAAAACUGAAUUUCAGCGUUUUCAGAUAGGAAUAUAUUAUGUCUCCACACUAUAAACUGAUAUAUUUUAAUGCGCGAGGUCGUGCCGAGCACAUACGUUUGAUAUUUGCAUAUUCGGGGAUCGAGUACGAAGAUUACAGGGUCCCGAAGGAGAGGUGGCCGGAAUACAAGAAAAAGACGCCUUUCGGGAUGUUGCCCAUUCUGGAAAUCGAUGGAAAGGUCGUGUCGCAAAGUAACGCGAUCGGUAGAUAUCUAGCCAAACAGCACGGUCUUGCGGGCAAAGACGAAUGGGAAGCUUUACAGUGCGAUGUCCUUGUCGACACGCUCGGAGAUCUCAAACAAGUCCUUUGGAAAUACAGAACGGAGCAGGACCCAAUCAAAAAAGAGGAACGCAAAGUGAAACUAAUGAAGGAAACAAUUCCGUUCUAUUUAGCAAAAUUCGAAAAGGUCGUGGCCGACAACAACGGCUACUCGGUCGGUUCUGCUAUUACCUGGUGCGAUUUCGUGUUCGCCGUGUCCCUCGAAAAUUUUGAACUGAUCUUCGGCAAGGCGUCGCUGGACCAGUACCCGGCGCUCAAGGGACUCAAGGAGAAGGUCUACAGCAUACCGAGCAUAGCGGCGUGGUUCGCCAGACGACCGACAACUGAAUUCUAAUCAAAAUUUUAAUUUGUUUAAUGUAGUAGGUACUCUGGACCACGGACACGCAAUAUUAGGAAUAAAUGAGACACAUUAUUUUUUUGGGAUUACUAGAGAUACGCUUCGUAAUGGUGGUAGAUGAUUGUUAAAGGAUGUUACCGUAACAGUGUAUAUAUGUUCCAUUUAUCGAUAAGUUUAAUAAAG
Photinus pyralis (common eastern firefly) is the source of this 1503-nucleotide messenger RNA. Its product is annotated as glutathione S-transferase-like. Gene Ontology annotation, molecular function: glutathione transferase activity. Gene Ontology annotation, biological process: glutathione metabolic process. NCBI's taxonomy places the organism in Eukaryota, Metazoa, Arthropoda, Insecta, Coleoptera, Lampyridae. The transcript is spliced from 4 exons. The record is from RefSeq and is a predicted model, not a curated record. The coding region runs from base 703 to 1317 and encodes 204 amino acids.